AUGCCGAGUGGGUCACACUAUCAACCCUACACGCCGGUAGAUGGGCAUAACCAAUCUUACACGUACGGCAACCAGCUUCCAGCCCCCAAUCCCGAAACGACCAACCGUCUGCCCGAUGGCACCGGCCCCAAGGCCGCCAAUGACAGUUUGGCCGUGCAGACUCAUACACCGCCCGAAGAGUCUUUUGACUCCUCAAACGGUCAGGGCGUAAGCGAGGAUACUGGUACUGCUACUGCGUCCAAGAAAGGCAAAGGUCCUCAGGGUUGGCCCAAAGGGAAGCCGCGUGGGCCGCGGAACAAGGCUAGCAGCAGCAGGAAGUCAAGCAAGGCUGGAAAGGCCGCCGAUGUGGCUCUUGCCCCCUCGAAGGAGGAGGGUCCGGAUCAGCUGCAAUCGCCCCAGAGCCUCCCCGCAGAGCCAAGCGAUGGCGCACCUUCUGCUCCGCAACCAGCUGUGGCAGGCUCGAAUAAACGACGAAGGUCUUUCGCAGAUCUCGCUAGGUCCGCUGCUGCACAGUCCAGAGAGCGGGAAGCACCGGCCGCGAGAGCCUUUUCCGUUCCACCUGAUUUCACCAUCUUAACUAGACCGACUGUCCCUCUUGACUCUGGACAACCGCCGCCACCGACUGUUCCGAUAGUCCCCCCGCCGGCGGAAGAAGUGACCAUAUGUGCUGGGUGUAGCUUCUCUCGUGGACCUUCAACUGGCCAAAAGGAUCAAUGGAUUGGUUGUAAUGGCUGCCAGAACUGGUAUCACUUCGCUUGCGCAGGGUUCAAGAACGCAAAGGAAGUUAGCGGCGUAGAUAAGUUCUUUUGCCGAGCAUGCAAGCCAAAGUUUGGUCCGACCACGUUUGUGCGGAAGUCCAAGAGGGCGCAUACUGCUGUCGACUACGCUGGUUUGAACGAAGGGGUGCUCAGAACCUCCGAGGACGAGUAUGAGCAUCACUACAUCCAAGCCAUCAAGGACGGUACCUUCAAAUUCCAACCGGAGACAUUUCCACGGAUGCGGCCUGAGUUGGUGACAGCUGAGAACUUUGAAAGGAAUGGUGGUUUCAAGGAACCCAUUGUCAUUCCGGCUGCUUGGAAUCCGCGUCCGUCGUUUCCCGGGACUGCAGAGCCAGCGAAGCCUGAGUUCUCGAGUCAAGGCGAACAAACCGAUGAUAUACCCGAUGAUCUCGAUUAUGAGAUGGUCCCCGAUGACGGUCAAGAUUUGAUUGAUAUGGUGAUACCCCAGGGUCUUACCGUCCGAAGGGUUGCUGAGCUCUAUGGCCCUGAUGAGAAGGUUGAAGUCAUUGACGUCAAGUCACAGGAGGGGGAGGACAGACGGUGGAACAUGGCCAAAUGGGCCGAUUAUUAUGAAGAAGAGGGUGAGAAACCAGUCCGCAACGUUAUCAGCUUGGAAAUCUCUCACAGCAAGCUUGGCCGACUCAUCCGUCGGCCAAAACUUGUACGCGAUCUGGACCUACAGGAUUCCGUCUGGCCUGACGAAGAAACCGCCAAAGGGAAUUUCCCCAAAGUACAGUUCUACUGUCUGAUGUCCGUCGCGGACUGUUACACGGACUUUCACAUUGAUUUUGGUGGAUCGUCAGUCUACUAUCACAUCAUCAAAGGCAAGAAGUCCUUCUUCUUUAUUCCUCCGAAGAAGCAGCACUUGAAGAAAUACGAAGACUGGUGUUUGUCACAGGCCCAGAACUGGACUUUCUUGGCCGAUGAGACGAAGGAAUGCUACCGCGUUGAUUUAACAGAGGGUGAUACGAUGUUGAUCCCUUCUGGUUGGAUCCAUGCUGUUUGGACCCCUGAGAACAGUCUAGUCAUCGGAGGUAACUUCCUCACCAGGAUCAACUACGCCAUGCAAAUUCGGAUUGCAGAGAUUGAAAAGAACACGAAAGUGGCGAGAAAGUUCCGGUACCCUCAUUUCCAAAAGGUGCUUUGGUAUACUGUCAUACAGUAUCUGCACCUGGACCCGCUUCCCCAGUCAGUCGCCAAUCUCUUUUACGACGGCAAGCAAUUCCGACGAGAGAAACCAAUCUACACAGAGAUGAAUAAGUUUGGUCACAACUCGGAUCCUGGACCGGAAAACUUCAACGCGCGCUACUACGGCCGUAGCGAACUCGAAGGCUUGCCGGAUCUCACCAGUUAUAUAUUCCGUACAGUCAUGAUAUCCCAUGGACGCGUAGAAGGGAUCACGGCUGAAGUGCGAAACGCUGUUACCAAGUCCAUCCCCAAAACCUAUGGCGAUCCUUUGGAUCUCAUCAAAGCUUUUGCCAUGUGGGCUGCAUGGAAGCGUGGAAACGAGGAUAUUCCGCAAUGGGCACAUCCUGAGGCCGUUCUGCCUGAAAUUGGCAGUUCCAGUGGAGACAAGAAGCUGAGCAAUGCUGCACUGAAGAAACUCGAGCGCAAGUCGUUUGUUGAUGCUUUCCGCAUCGCUCCGGAACGGCAGUCAGCUCGCCAGCAGAAGAAGGCUCAGGAGACAGAGGCCACUGACCAAGGCUCUUCUUCCGGUCCCGUUUCUGGGGCGGCACAACCUGCUGCCAAACACACCAGCACACCAAAAACCUCUGUGUUGGGGCCCAAGCGAAUCGCCUGCGAUGCAUGCAGGAAACGCAGGAUUAGGUGUAAACACAAGGACGAGGUCGUGUCUCCGCUUGCCCAUAGCACACCCAGCCGACAUGAGAGGCGUCCAAGCACACAGAUGAUGACUGUUGUCCUGCCGUCUUUUGACAGGAGGUCCAACGGCAGUCUGGCAAUGAACGGUCUGAAGCCAGAUCAGCUUGGUUCAAUGAUCUCGGUGGGCUCGCCGGAUAUGCCGCUUGAAACUCCGGAUAGCAAGCGCGGACGAAGUAAGGCAUGCUUAGAUUGCCGAAGGAGCAAGCGACGUUGCAUCCACGAUGAGUAUGGCAACAUUGACCCAGUUAAAGCGCAAGAAGCACCGAUUCCUCGUGGUAAUCAGAGUGCUAAGAAGCGCCGCAUUAGC
This is a messenger RNA of Aplosporella prunicola CBS 121167, 2967 nucleotides long. RefSeq lists its product as uncharacterized. Lineage: Eukaryota; Fungi; Ascomycota; Dothideomycetes; Botryosphaeriales; Aplosporellaceae. Gene Ontology annotation, biological process: protein demethylation; regulation of transcription by RNA polymerase II. The record is from RefSeq and is a predicted model, not a curated record. The annotation marks the transcript as partial. The transcript has 4 exons. Gene Ontology annotation, molecular function: DNA-binding transcription factor activity, RNA polymerase II-specific; histone demethylase activity; transcription coregulator activity.